CGCAUCAUUGUUUACCUGAGAACGUUGUGGCGGCGAGUGAGAGGGGAGUGAGUGUUACUGGUUAUUAUUACUGCACUACUCUCACAGCUGCUCCACGCCCCGGCCAGCAGGAGUGACGUGUGAUCCUGUACUGAAUGAGGUCACGAGAGAGGCAGCGGAGCAGGUCGGGGUCAAGACAGAGGCACCGCAAUGGGUCACUGGCGAGAGACCGCAACGAAUCCCAUUCCAGAAGCAAGGUCAGGAAGAGGUCACGGUCCCAGGAGAGGCCCAGGAGGUCAAGAUCAAGGGACAGAGGGUCAGGGUCACGAGAUAAGGUCAAGAGGAGAUCAAGGUCACGAGAGAGGUCAGUUUCCAGAGAUAAGGUCAGGAGGUCGCAAUCAAGGGACAGGGAAAGGAAAAGGUCAGAGUCUGGGAGCAGUGAAGAGGAGAGUGAUGAGUCUGGGUCACCAGAAAGAUCAGACUCGAGCCCAGCGGAGAGUGAGGAGAGCAGGUCACCCUCAAGGGAGAGGAGAGAGAAGAGAAGAGUGGAGGAGAGCAGGGAGCAGAGGAAGAGGGAAGACUCGCACUUAAGGGAGAGGAGGGAGAGACGGUCGCACUCAAGGGAAAGGAGAGGGAAGAGCUCGCACUCGAUGGAGAGAAAUGAGAGAGAACGAAGAGACAGAAGGUCACACUCGAGGGAGAGACGAGAGAAGCGUUCACCGGUGAGAGAGAAAAGGGAGAGGAGAUCACCGUUGCCAGAGAGAAGGGAGAGGAGAGAGAGGAAGUCCCCAUCCAGAGAGAGAAGAGAAAGAACGCACUCUGGAGAAAGAAAAGAGAGGAGAACGCACCUGGAGAGAAAGCACCAGUCCCCUUCAAGAGACAGAGAAACAACACACUCAAGAGAACACAGGCGGAGAGGUGGAGAUGGGUCACACUCAAGGGGCUGGCCACACUCACACUCCCCUGAGGAACCCCGCAGGCACCAGGGAGGCCGGGGUAGGUCCUUGUUGGGGGAGAGAGGUAAAAAACACAGGGAAACCAAGAAAAAGGAGAAGAAAAAGAAGAAGCACAAGAAGAAGUACUCGUCAUCAUCAUCUUCGUUGUCUGAGAGUGAUGACGAGGCGGGAGGGGAGAUGUCCUUCAUGGAGAGGCUGCAGGAGGAGCGGGCGAGGGCUUUGGAGGACAAGCUGGCCCUCAAGAAGCAAAGGAAGCUGCUGGAGACGCCGGCAGAGAAGAGGCUGAGGAGACUCCAGAAGAAGGAAGCCAAGGAGAGGAAGAGGAAGGAGAAGAUGGGUUGGGACAGUGAGUACCUUCACUUCACCAACGCUGACAACCCCUACGGCGACAACAACCUCCUUGACACUUUUGUAUGGAAGAAGAAGCUGGAGAAGGAAGGACUUACGGAUCUCACCAGAGAGGACAUAGAGAAGAGGAGUCGAGCCAAGAUGGACGAGAACCGGAUGGAGUUAGAGAAGGUGAAGAAGAGGAGGCAGGAGAGGGAGCUGGAGAGGCAGGAGAGAGAGAAGAUGAUGGAACUGGAGCAGAGACAGAGGGAGGCGGCUCAAUUCUCGCAGUUUUCAAGGCAGGAGGACCAGUUUCAGCUUGAGCAGGCCAGGCUGCGGUCACAGAUUCGCAUCCAGGAUGGGCGAGCCAAGCCAAUCGACCUCCUGGCGCAGUACGUGAGCUCCGAGGGGGACGUGAGUGCGGUGGAUAUGCACGAACCUUACACUCACCUCACGGGCCUCACACUUGUUGACUUGGAGGACCUGCUGGAGGAUAUCAGGGUGUACAUGCAGCUGGAGAAGGAGGACAUCAACCAGAGCUACUGGAACGACCUGAUCACCAUCGUGCAGGAUGAGCUGCGGCGCCUCAGACAGCGGGACGUGGCCUCCAUCGACCUCUCAGCUCACCACCGCCAGGGCAUCCACGCUGCUGUGGCCUCAGACGUGUCCAGCGUGUUUGUCAACAAGUCUGUGGCCGAACUGAACCAGCUGCAGCGUAACAUUGAAAUGAAGCUGGCCGGCCCCACCACCGGCCUGGACAUUGGCUACUGGGAGUCACUUCUCUCGCAGCUCAGAGCCCACCAAGCCCGAGCCAGACUGAGGGAGAGGCACAGAGACAACCUGAGGAAGAAACUGGAGAUGCUGAAGGCAGAACAAGGCGUCAAGGAAGAGGACGAAGAGGAAGAGGAAGAGGAAGAGGAGGAGCAGGAGCAGGAACAAGAAGAGCCUCGGAGAAUGGAGAGAGUGGAAGAACGGCCAGAAGAGGAAAUCAAGAAAGAACCACAAGAUGAAGAAGAGGAGAAGAAGGAAAAAGAGGAAGAAGAGGGGGAGGAGGAGCAGGAGGGUGAGGAAUGGGACAGUGAGUGUGAGGGGGACAGUGCCAUCCAAGCAUCCCUGGCACUGUAUGUCUCUGGCCGCUACUCCCCUCGUCUUGUGGCACCGAAUAGAUUGGAGCCAGGCACUGUGGUGGUAGACGAGGCAGAGGACACACAGAGGCUGGCUUGGGCGCGGCAGAGGGUGGUGGGGGCGGGCCAGGCGGUGGAGAGUGUGCUGACGGCCGAGGAGAAGGUGAUGCAGAGGGAGGCACAGCGGGCAAUGACCAGUGAGGAGGCUCAGUUCAGCGUGGAGGCCCGGCUUGAUCCACAGCACUUCCUCUGGUCUGACAAGUACCGUCCACGCAAGCCUCGCUACUUCAACCGCGUGCACACUGGCUUUGAGUGGAAUAAGUACAACCAGACCCACUACGACAUGGACAACCCUCCGCCCAAGAUCGUCCAGGGUUACAAGUUCAAUAUAUUCUACCCUGACCUCAUCGACAAGUCCAAAACGCCACAGUACGAACUCAUCCCUUGCAGUGACAACCGGGACUUUGCACUGCUCAAAUUCACCGCCGGCCCGCCCUAUGAGGCCAUCGCGUUUAAGAUCGUGAACCGUGAGUGGGAGUAUUCGUACAAGAGGGGCUUCCGCUGUCAGUUCCACAAUAAUAUCUUCCAGCUGUGGUUCCAUUUCAAGCGUUACCGGUACAGGAGGUAGUCUAGGAGGCAGUUCUGGGACAAGGGAAGUGGGAGGGUGGGCUUAAUUUGGUGUAAUUUAUUGUGGGGUUCUGGGAUUUAUUUUCACUGGUUUGGGAAGGGAUAGAGUUGUGUUUUCAAGCAGUGUCUGUACAGGAGGUAGUUUUGUGGGGCUCUGGGACAAGGGGAGGGUGAGAGACAGAGGGUUGGUAGGUUUAGUUUACUGUGGGAUUCCUUUCUUUCCUUUAUUCCUUUUCUUUUCUUUUUUUUCCUUCUGUUCUUUCCUAUUUUGUCCUCUCUUAUCCAUCCAUCUUUUCCUGCUUUUCCUCCCUUCUUUCUUUCUUUAUUCCUUUUCUUU
Molecule: messenger RNA, 3350 nt
Organism: Portunus trituberculatus (swimming crab)
Lineage: Eukaryota; Metazoa; Arthropoda; Malacostraca; Decapoda; Portunidae
Gene: cactin
Product: cactin-like
Exons: 9
Coding region: 135-3014 (959 amino acids)
Biological process (GO): mRNA cis splicing, via spliceosome
Cellular component (GO): spliceosomal complex; cytoplasm
Molecular function (GO): protein binding
Source: RefSeq, a predicted model, not a curated record